This is a messenger RNA of Ostertagia ostertagi, 456 nucleotides long. The record is from the annotation of a GenBank genome assembly. NCBI's taxonomy places the organism in Eukaryota, Metazoa, Nematoda, Chromadorea, Rhabditida, Trichostrongylidae.
AUGCGUGGACAUAAUCUGAUACUAUUUAAUCUACUAUUCUGUCUAUUCGAGACUGUAUCAUGCUUUCAUAUGAAAGCUUCACAAAUUAGAAUUUCUGAAGCCUCUAAGGCUGCCUAUGAGAAAUAUUUACAUGACACAUGUCAGGAUAAGAAGCAAAAUGAGUACUCCGUCGAAGAUUACUUGGAAUGGGAACAGAGUGAAUUUUUGCGGAGUUUGCGGAUAGCGCUGCUUCCGGAGACGAUAGACGGCGACUUCAGAUCCGCACUGCAAAGCGGAAUAACGACAAUUGUGCCAAAUUUGUUUACUAUACCGUCACAUCCCACUAGUCACUGCCGUCGGCGUAAUGAAACGACGGACUUUGAAGAGCGAGUGCAUGUGUACACAACCUUCGAGGAUUUGCUAAUAGAUUUAGUGCUCACCGCAAAAAUCGCAGAAGGCGCUCUUGGUCCUCCAUAG